GAGGAAGGGAGAGGAGCUAUGCUAAAUCAGGGAUACAGCUGAGGCGGAGAGGGCGAGAGGCAGGGGCUCUGCGGCGGACGGCGCGCAGGGGCCAGGCGCGGCAGGUCGCACGCAGCCCUCCGGCGCAGCAGCCACCCCCGCGGCGGUCGGUCCAAUGAACAUGUCAGUGUUGACUUUGCAAGAAUACGAAUUUGAAAAGCAGUUCAACGAGAAUGAAGCCAUCCAGUGGAUGCAGGAGAACUGGAAGAAAUCAUUCCUAUUUUCAGCUCUGUAUGCUGCCUUUAUAUUUGGUGGUCGGCACCUAAUGAACAAACGAGCAAAAUUUGAACUGAGGAAACCACUAGUGCUCUGGUCCCUGAGCCUUGCCGUCUUCAGUAUAUUCGGUGCUGUUCGAACUGGUGCUUAUAUGCUGUACAUUUUGAUGACCAAAGGCCUGAAGCAGUCAGUGUGUGACCAGAGUUUUUACAAUGGACCUGUCAGCAAAUUUUGGGCAUAUGCAUUUGUGCUAAGCAAAGCACCUGAACUAGGAGAUACAAUAUUCAUUAUUCUUAGGAAACAGAAGCUCAUCUUCUUGCACUGGUACCAUCACAUUACUGUGUUGCUCUAUUCUUGGUAUUCUUACAAGGACAUGGUGGCUGGCGGUGGCUGGUUUAUGACCAUGAACUAUGGAGUACAUGCCGUUAUGUACUCUUACUAUGCCUUGCGGGCUGCUGGCUUCAGAGUCUCACGCAAGUUUGCCAUGUUCAUCACCUUAUCACAGAUCACUCAGAUGUUGAUCGGUUGUGUAGUUAAUUACCUGGUCUUCUCCUGGAUGCAGCAGGGCCAGUGCCAUUCCCAUGUUCAGAACAUCAUCUGGUCCUCUCUCAUGUACCUCAGCUACUUUGUGCUCUUCUGCCAUUUUUUCUUUGAGGCCUAUAUCGGCAAAACCAGAAAAACAAGGAAGGCUGACUAGUGGUAGAAACGAGACGGAAGCCAUAGCUCAGGGUCAUCAAGAAAAACAAAAUUAUAAGAAAAGAAAAUGGCACAAGGAAACACAUAUAUAUGUAUGGUGCAGCUAAAACUUGGCAGCUUAGGGAAAGUUAGCUUGGUUUAACCCAGUAAGUUUAUGAUCCUAUCAUGGUGAGGACUCACUGAAUCUACUCUAUCUCAAAGGACUGCUGAUGAAAGACAUCUUCCUUCUUGUACCUGUCUGCUCUAGAAAGGAAAGCAAAGCAAAGCAGAGAGAAAAAAAAAAGAAAAAAGAAGAAAAGAGAAGAGAGAUAAUGUUGUGGAAGAAAUGUAUAUUAAGUAAGCAUUGUGUUUCCCCAGGAUGGAAGAGUGACUUUUAUUUAAAAAAAAACAAUUUCUAUAUCCUUUCUAAUAAUUUUUCAGCAUUAAACUGGAACAAAACAAAGCAGAGAGGUGACAAAAAAAAAUCUAUGAUAACAGUAGGAUUGCAAAAUUAAAAUCUUUUCCACAAAGGGUUGAUGCCUUUAGCCAAAAUGAAAACAAAAAGGAUGUCUUGAAUGUCUGUAUGGAAAGUGGUUGACUCCAUUGUGGUCGUGAACGGAAAUGCGAACAGAUUGAUUUCUCCACUAUGUACUCUGCCAAGUGGGCAGAUCCAAACUGCAAUCACCUCUUCCAGAAGGUAGUGAGCAACAGUACUUUUACAAGGGUUUAAUGUGAAAAGAUGCACUGUUACAAUACAUAUCUCAGAGAGUUCCAAGUGCAUUUUUCAGUUAAAGGCAAGAAAUUUCUGCAGCAGGAUGUCAUAGAGGGUUAAAUCAAUCAAUAUCUGUUAAAUUACCAGGGGCUAAUAGCAGAGGAAUGUUCAGGAAGGAGAGGGAGAGAACUCCCCUAACACAAUUUUUAAAAUUAUCUGUUAAUCUCAAAUUAACCUGCAAUGACACUGAAUUAAAUGGGGGAAAUCAGAAGAAAACCUAGUUAGAGAGAAGAGAGUGAUAUAGCUGUCUACUGUUUUCAGAACAGAGCCCUGUGGUACAAUACAUAUUUUAUGUUUUUGUGAACUUCAGGACAAGGAAUAUCAGCAUUGGUAGGAACCCGUGGCAGGACUGUGCGACAUUGGAUAACACUGUGCUUCUGCAUUUGCCUCCUGGCAGUGCAAAGAUGUUUAAAGUGCCCUCCUCUGGUCAUGUGGAGAUACUACUACAAAACAUACUUGGAAUAGGUUUUUCUUGAGAUUUGUAUAGAAAAUUAGUCUAAAUGGAGUAAUUUUGCUGCAACAGCUUAACUCUAAUGUCCAGAGAGAACUAUCCUUCAUUAAAUAUAUAUACAUAUAUCUCUGCAGAAUCUGUACUGUAACAUCAGACUUAAGGAGAUACUCUCUUCUCUCAAGUCAGCUACAGAUAUAAAGAGAAAUGUAUUUCACUCUGAACCUUAGAGAGUUAGUUGGUAACAGCCAUAGUCUUUCAAAGACGAGUAGACUGCAUUAUCUGUAAUAUUCCAGUCCUUACAAAGCCAAAUAAAAUGUGUAAAAGUUCCUAGUAUUUCAAAGACGCAAGUAUGUAAACUUGAUGUUAAAUGUGUUAAUGUAGUAUUCUAAAUUGUAUCCGUUAGAUAGUUUAACUAAACAAUUAGAAGAACUAGAUCAACAAAAUAGGGACUGCUGUUCUGCAUAGAAUAUACACACCUAUAACUACACCCAUAUACACAUGUGAACUGUCAACAAGAAAAAAAAAAAGCCCAGUGGCAGAGAAUCACAUUUCCUGGCUAAUGCAAAAGAUUGUCAUUAUCUAUCUUGCUUUAAUAUGAGAUUGUACAGUACAAAGGGGUUUUUUUAGUUAUGAUUUUUAGCUUUAAUUGUGCUGUCAUUCAUGAAACAGAGCUGCUUUAGUAUCCUGUUAAGAGAUGACAAGGGCUUUCGGUGUCUCAUUAUACACAAAAGAAAAACAAAUAAAGUUACAUUCCAUAUUAUGUGAAUGGUCUUAACAGAUCCAAAAGCCUUUGUAGGCUAAAAUCAUAAUUAUAAGAAGCAGAAAAUACGUUUACAUUUGUGUUAUUUAAGUUAUUGAUGUGCUAAUGUUAUUUGAUGGUACACAACAAAUAGCAAAAUGUGAUAUUCAGUAAUGAAGAUAUGCUAUUCAUUAAUAGGACUACUGUAUACAUGGAAAUAUUAGACAAAACCAACUAAAUAUGUAAACUAUUUUGUUAUACAGCUUGGUAGUAGAUAAUUAUAAUGCUCAAUAAGCCUUUUUCCUCCUUCUUAAUUUUGCCCUGGUUAAGAAGCAGACUAAUGAAGAAUGGAAAAGGCAAAAUUAGAGUCGAGUACAGUUAUAGCAGCGGCGUUGGUAGAAGCCCACCAUGGUGCCAUUUAGACUCUCAGUUCUGUGUGUCUUAGGUCUCUGAAAUAAACCAAAAGUGGUUGAAAUUGAUCCACGUGUGGAGCUGAAGCUGGAGCUGAAAUCUUGGACCCCGCGAAGUCAGUGGCGGACUUGCUUACUGUGGUUUCAGUAGAGCCGGUGUGUCCCAGCUCCUCCUGUCUGAGUGGAGGGGAAGGAACUGUAUUACGCAUCUGCUGUAAUCUGAAGCUUAAGGCUAAUGACUUAAAAGCCCAGUAAACUUUACAAAUAAGAAGCAAGACCACAUCUAGAUAAAGACAUGCAGCCUAAGUUUCACAUAGGCAGAAAAUGGGAUGGGCCGCUAACAAGCGUGCAAAUGACCCACCGUGCUUCACACACCAUUUUGCUUAAUUGCACAAGAGGAAAAAAAAAAGUGCAUACUGGACAGAAAUGCUAAGCCAUGCCAACACUGACUUCAGUGGAGCAAGAAUUUCACUCGCUCAUUCUUCUAAAGCCCUCAAGGGUCCAUCUGUACUGUUUUCAGGAGGCGACUCAUCAGCCGCCGUGACCUCAGCGCACUCCCUGUUGUGCCCCUCUCUGCAAGCCGGGGCCGUGCCGGUGGCGCGUGCACCGCCAGUGCGGACACCCGGCGCUGCACAGAGCUGCGCGCCUCGGAGGACCCGUCUCUCAGGCUCCUUCUUUACUGCUCGGGAAGCGGCUCCUGUGCUGAAAACAGCCUGAGUGGCCUCCUCAAAAUGCAGUGCAGAUGCACCCCGGUGGCCAAAAGGAACUCAGUCACUCGCUUCAGUGGGAGUCCUGGGGGAGCGACUAGUCUGUGGUCAAGCAUUCCUGUAAGGAAGGGGCAGCAAGAUCAGACACUUACAGGAUAGUGGUAAAUUAGGGUACGUUUACUGUCACACUGGAAAUCGACCGUCACACUGUCACUUACUUCAUGAGAUGGCAUAUCAUAGAUGUGUUUACACAGGUCCUGUCCUGCUAUACUAUAGGGCUUUUCCUCUGAGGUUUUCCACUGGAUUCAAAUGUGGUAUUUGACAUUAAAGCAAUUGAGGGUAAGACCAAAACCAACAUACACUGGUUUUCUUUCUUUUUCCCCUUAAAAAAAAAGGGAAAAAUGCAUGCACAAUAUUUAGACACCAUAUGUAACACACUCAUGUGUUUUUAAGCACUGAGCCAGUCAAUCCUAACCUAAUGACAACUCUAUAAUACUCCAGUUGUUCUAACCUAUUAGUCACAAGCUUUAAACACAGCUAAUUGGGUCCUAUUUAUUUCCCGUAGUUUGAGCCUAAAGUUCACACUUUCAACUAUUUCUGUUCAUUACCAGAAUCUGUUUUUCCCCUUAUUAUUUUAAAUAAUGCUGUAAUUGUGUUGUAUUCACACACAUUUUUGGGAACUCAAACUUUAUUAAAGUAUCAAACAUUAUGGGACCUUUGACACCAACUACAAACACUGGGAACACUGUUAGGGGGCUCACCAUUAAAGUCAGGAAGGUUAUAUUGAGAAUAAGGUCAGUCUGCCAGUGCUGAAGUCUGUAUUUUGUGUUCUGAGGCAUUAGUCCAGUGUAUUGAAAUGAAAACAGUAAGGUUGGAAUAGAUGUGAACCGAGGCAGCUAAGAGCAGAAUUUGGUUCUUCCUGAAGAAUAUUUCUAUGUAGUGACAGUUCAAGGAAAGUAUUUUCAGCUAGUUAAUGAAAAAUCAAAAAUUUGGUUAUUUUGAAACUUCUUUAAAUUGUGCCUAUGGUGAGGGGAAAAAAAUAAAAAAAACCAACAAGCCGCACUCUUACAAACCUUUUCUAUAUCUAAGUCACAAAUGAUUUCUGUCUGGGCUCACUGAUAACAUGUAAGAGUGACUGGUUCCAAAAACGAUCUCUCACCAGAAUUUCACGGUAAACUAAUAGAAGUGUUUACUUACAAGAUAAGGGGCCUGAGCAUGCAAAUGGAAUCACUCAAAGAAACCAAACAGAGUAGUAGGAAUAAUGUGUUGAAUGCAAGAUACAGGAGAGACGACAAAGGCGAGCUAUUCCUUAUCCCAAGAGAGAGUAUUUUCUGGCCAAGAGCUCAGGUACUAGCUCUACUAAAUUAUCACAUCUAUAUUCCUUUUUAAGAUGAGGGAAGGCAGGUUGUAUAUACCAGUGCCCAGCAUGUGGUGGCUGCUGGAGUAAGGCUGAGUGAAAGAGCCCCUCCUGGGGCAUUUUGCAGGAAGCUAAUUACGCAGUUGCCCCCUAAGUGACAGCAUGGGUCUGUUCAGAUGAAGAUUCACAGUUUAACAGUUUGUGAACUUCAAGGCCUGAGUGUAUGUUGUCUUUCUCUACUAAAAGCAAAAGCUCGGGGGAAUGUUUUACUUGAAAAAAAUGAUGCCUCAGAGAUCGCUGUUCGGGUGGUUUUUAAGUAACAAUGAGCAUAAGACACCCUUUACUGUGGCUGUGGAACAGAAGUCUUUGUAAGCAGGUGCCAGAUACAAACAUACUAGUGCAAUACAAUAUGUCAAGAAUAGCGUUUGCUUUCUGUCCUGUACUUCAGGAUAACAGAAGCAUAAUAUGUUUAUAUACAAAUUAUAGCUAUACUUUAUGGUAAGUAAUAAAAAUGGCUUUGAUAGAGGGAGAAAUAUAAGCAGACUGCAACCCAUACUACAUAAGCUCAGGGCCUGGUCCAAUGCCUACUGAAGGUGAGCUCACUGGUGAGAUGCCCAGUGACUUCAGUACGCUUUGGUCCAGCCGUAACAGCCCAGCUCCAAUGGGUGAUGCAAGACCUGAAUCCCAUUAUGUUUAGUCAAUGGCAAAGACGCCCCACUCAGGGCACCCCUCAGGCCCUGGCAUCAGUCCUUUGCCAUAUUUUCCUGCCUGGCAUCAAUGAACCCUCUAAAAGGCAAAAAUUAUGAUUCAGAGUUGUCCAAGUGUUUCUACUGUUUUGUUUCAAUACGUUUUUCAUUCUGUUUAUUUUAUUAAAAUCAAACUAAAGGACAAGUCCCUGAUCCUGCAAUCAUAAAUGCUCCAUUGCAGUCAAUGCAGCUUAGAAACCUUUUGCUUAGAGAGGCAAGGGCAGGAUCAGUGCCUUGUUACAGACCUUUUUGUCUAGUGGAGCAAAACCACAGAGUAGGAUUUGAUUUCUUAAACCAACUGCCCAAACACAAAUACACUCAGAUCUGCACAAGUACUCUACAGCUCAGGGGACCCAGGGCCUCCCCAAUGCAUCAUAACACUCAAUAAAACGCUGCAUUUCUCCCCAUAGAGGAAGUGGGGUUAGAAUGUCUUUCCCAAUGGAUAUUAAACAAUCUUCUCCUGAAAUAAUGGCCUUCCUGAGAAGUCUCACUUCUGUCUGGUCCUGGACAGCUUCAAACAGGCCUGUCUGCUGAAAAACACAGCUCUGAUUGACUUAUCUGCUUUCUCAAAAGAGCCACUACAUGCUUUAGGCUUUUUGGAGCCAUAAAGCUCAAGAUAGAUUUCUAUUCAGAGAAAAAAGAAAAAAAAAAGAAAAAAACUUAAAUACAUGUACA
This is a messenger RNA of Rhea pennata, 6787 nucleotides long. RefSeq names its product ELOVL fatty acid elongase 6 (gene ELOVL6). Gene Ontology annotation, biological process: sphingolipid biosynthetic process; fatty acid elongation, monounsaturated fatty acid; very long-chain fatty acid biosynthetic process. The transcript has 4 exons. Lineage: Eukaryota; Metazoa; Chordata; Aves; Rheiformes; Rheidae. The record is from RefSeq and is a predicted model, not a curated record. Gene Ontology annotation, cellular component: endoplasmic reticulum; endoplasmic reticulum membrane. The coding region runs from base 155 to 952 and encodes 265 amino acids. Gene Ontology annotation, molecular function: fatty acid elongase activity.